Anopheles nili is the source of this 744-nucleotide messenger RNA. RefSeq lists its product as uncharacterized. Bases 1 to 744 code for a protein of 247 amino acids. Lineage: Eukaryota; Metazoa; Arthropoda; Insecta; Diptera; Culicidae. The transcript has a single exon. The record is from RefSeq and is a predicted model, not a curated record.
AUGGCACGUGUAUUCCAAACAACUUACAGUGACGACUAUAAACAUCGCUUGGAAAAUCGAAGCCUUGCUUUACUUCGCCAAAUAGACGGCGGUCUUCCCGCAAGCUCUUUUUCUCUACCCCUGCCGUGUACGACAUCAGCGGUAAAAGAGCACCUAAGAAUCAAUGAUUUUAAAUCGAAUGUUAAACGUAACAAUUUUACUGAAUUUGGUUCCAAUCGUUUUCUGAAGAAUAUUGCUGAAAAGCAGCCAGAUUUGUAUACUGAAAUUGAAGAAAAUACUCCCUGGGAACAACGAGCUGAAGGUUCGAGGAUGAAAUCGUCCUAUCAUAUAGAAUACGAUCAUCUACCAGAACAGUUGACUUUGAGGCCAAUGAAAAACUUAUCAAAAACUGGUAAAUGGCUUGAUCGGAAGUAUUUUCAACGAGAAUGUAAUUUAAAUCCUCCGUGCCAUGGGACAACAGGUUCAGAAACAAAGCCAUGUACCUGUCAAUUAUGUGCAAAACAGACGGGAGCAGAGUUGGAUCGGCCAGCCAGAUUCGGCUGUGUGUAUGCGAUUUCGAAUAUUCCUAAAAGCUACAUUACGUCGAGUCAUUGGCCAGAGCGAGACUGGAAGAGUACAGCAGUAUACAAGACGGAGUAUCGAGAUAAAAUUGGGCGACUUGGUCGAAUUUUGCAACAAGAGGACAUUCAUGAUCAUACGCCCUGUACCUCUCCAAGUAACUGCCAUCAUAGGUUUUUCUUGUAA